AUGGAUUCUAGUGCAGUAAAUGACCCUGAGAAAUUAAUAGAUGAUAGUGACUUAAGAUUUAAGAACAAAUAUGAAGUGUAGUUUUUACUAACACAGACAUGUGAAACUGGAAUUAAACAGACUAUGGUUUCAUUUGAUGAUUUUGAAAACCCCUCAUUUUAAGAUAGCAUAUUGUCUCUGCAAGUCUUUAGCAUUAAACUCAAUUCAGGAGAGAUUUGCCUUAAGCCAAUAGAUGAAGAACUUAAACAAUAAGCAUUGCUCUCGGAUUAGAUAUCAACUAACAUUACUUUUCCUCCAAUUAAACUCAAACUCUAGCAAAUAUUGUUAACAUAGGACAAAACCAGCUCCCAGAAAACUGGAAGCAGUAAACUCAACUCACAGUUCUCCUCCAAUUCCUAGCAAAAUACCUCCAGACUGCAAAUAUAGCAGAAGCCUAUUCCUCAAAAGCAAUAGAAAAGUUAGAGACCAGUAUUUAAGAAAGCAGCAGCUGUAAUGAAUAACAGUAGCACUAGCGCAUCAUCAACACCUUAGAAGUAAUCAGACUCUCCUCCUUCUUCUAAUGCUGCCUUAUAGAACAGUGGUGAGUCAAUUAACCGAAUCAUACAUUAAUCAGCGAAUGCCAAUUCAAAGAAGACAACCUCUACAAUGUUCAGCUAAAACAUAUCUAGUGGGAGUAAAUUUAACAAUAGUUCAAGUAGUGGUGGAGGUGGCACUCGCAGAGGCAAUUCAAAAUUGAAGAUAAAAUAGCUCUAGCCUGCUGUAGUUGUAAAAAGCAAUCAAAAAUCGAUUUCAAGUUUUACUAAAAAGAAUUGA
This is a messenger RNA of Stylonychia lemnae, 813 nucleotides long. Lineage: Eukaryota; Ciliophora; Spirotrichea; Sporadotrichida; Oxytrichidae. The record is from the annotation of a GenBank genome assembly.